AUGACGGUUUCUGUCAUCAACACGCUUGCCGAGACAGCGCUAUCUUCGCUUGUCGAGCAAGACCAUGAAGUUGUGGAUUUCGAAGAUGCCCAGUCGAUCUCUGGGCGAAACAUAGAUCCAGAUAUGUUGACGAUGCUUCUGAGAGUCAAGUUCGGCGCUGGAGCCUACGAUAUCCAUGUGAAUAAUGCAGAACUCAUACUGUAUCAUCGCUCCGCGAAGAUUGUCAAGCGGGGAAAUAGCGAAAUGUCGAAAAAGAUAGAUCGAUCCUAG
Messenger RNA from Alternaria postmessia, 270 nucleotides. RefSeq lists its product as uncharacterized. NCBI's taxonomy places the organism in Eukaryota, Fungi, Ascomycota, Dothideomycetes, Pleosporales, Pleosporaceae. The transcript has 3 exons. The coding region runs from base 1 to 270 and encodes 89 amino acids. The record is from RefSeq and is a predicted model, not a curated record.